AUGCCUCGAAAGCACAUCCCCAACUUCCCAUCUGUACACGCCGAGGGCUCGGUCCGGAGAAUUCUCAACCGCAAGGAGAGGGUUUUGGUGGAGCGCUGGACGUCACGCCGAAGGUAUCUAGCCAUUGACCAAGCCUUACCUCAAGUCCUUCCUCAAGCCUUGCUUCGGCCCUUAGACCAAGCCCUACUUCAAGAAGUCAACAAGCCUUCCCCAGAGCCCCGCGCUAAGCCUUCGUUCGACUCCCACUUCAAGACUUCAUCCACUCCACCUCCCAGACUCCAUCGACCCCGACUCCGACGCUUCUCCCAGCUUUUCUUGAAGACCAUCCGCAAGCCCUCCAGGCUCUUCUUCUACACCAGUAAAAGGACCCCACAAGCAUUGCACAGCCGUCCGCACAAAAUGAGCGCCCCAGGAAGGAACCCUCGCUACCUCGCAGGACGUCGGGUCAACGAUGAGCGUGAGGCUCGCAGCACGACGAGAGCAGCGACGCGCGACCCUGCUGGUGGUCGAGUCACUGGUACUAAUUCCCGCGAUACAGCCAAAGCCUCCUCGUCGCGCGCUGGGCCAUUGCCUUCAGAAGCAAGGAUCCUACCCACGGUUGAGGGCACUGACGACGACACCGGCGGCGCGCGUGCGCCCACGCCUGCUUCGGACGUCGAUGUCCCGCAUAACCUUCAGGAGAUCAGCGACGCCAUCCAGCAAGAAGCCGGCCUUUGGGCCAUGGUGCAGGACUUUCCGCCAACAUCAGACUAUGAUUUUGAUGAAACCGGUCCAAGCCUGCGAGGUAGACGGCACCACAAGACACUCUUCCUUGGCGAGGACGCCAGCGCGACGGUCCAGGCGUGGGCGCGCAUCAAGCUCUUCAAUGACAAGCCGGAGGAGGUAGAGUUCUUGGAGUACGAUAUCGCGGCCGGAAGGAUGUCCGUGGUCAAGGACGUCAGCACGCUGCCCCUUGUGUAUCCAUUCCGCGUCUUCGGGGAGAACACGCAGAACACGAAGAAGAAACUCACCGUUCUGAUCCGGUAUAUUUACCGUUGUGCCCGGUAUAUCGACUCGCCCUUCGCGACAGACGCCAUAAAGACGCUGAAGUCGGUCAUCCGAGACGUGUACGCCAACUACCAGGGCCAAGGUGGUGCAGCACGCGUGCCUGAUAUGAUAUCGCCCAGCAUCUUCCCAAGCCGCGUCCAGACUCGCGAGCAGCAAGCUCCUCGUGCCGCAUCGCCCGAGCGAGCAUCCCCGAAUCGCCAGGCUCCCUUCCGGCUCGACCGCGAACUAAGUCGCUUGGUCGUGACCCCGGUACCGGCCCUUAUAAACCGUAACGGUAAGCGGCGAGUGGAGGUUGACGAGGAUGAAGAGCAAUACGAAGUUUGGCUACGGUUGGAGGAGAGGAGGGAACGCGAAGAGAAGAGCUUGCAAAAGCGACAGAAACUACUCGACAAGAUCGACACGGAGGUGGCAACACUGCAGGAUCGACAGAAUGAGAUCCUCCAGAUGGAAGCUGAAUUGCUGAAAGGCAAGGACGCGGUCUGGCUGGCCGAACAGCAACGCAAGUACAAGUCGAGAAAGAGUGGAGCAGAGUAG
Molecule: messenger RNA, 1581 nt
Organism: Trematosphaeria pertusa
Lineage: Eukaryota; Fungi; Ascomycota; Dothideomycetes; Pleosporales; Trematosphaeriaceae
Exons: 5
Coding region: 1-1581 (526 amino acids)
Source: RefSeq, a predicted model, not a curated record